Messenger RNA from Paramecium tetraurelia, 1227 nucleotides. RefSeq lists its product as uncharacterized. The transcript is spliced from 6 exons. Lineage: Eukaryota; Ciliophora; Oligohymenophorea; Peniculida; Parameciidae. The record is from RefSeq and is a predicted model, not a curated record.
AUGUCAAACAACAUGACAGCAUUAUAUAGAACAACCUUCAAAACUGAUUUUUAGGGAAAACAAAUUGGAGUACCUGCUACAUUAAAUUAAGAAAAAAAAAAUGAUUUAAGAACCAACCAUUUUGUUCUUGGCCAUCAAGAUGCUCAAUAAGUCUCUGUCACCAAGGCAACCUAUAAUGAAAAACCAUUGCAGCCAGGUUUAUAAAAUGAAUAAGAAAUUCAAAAGACAAAAAUGAGAUCUCAUCAUCAUAACUUUGCAGAAACCACUCAUAAAAUGAUGUAGUCCAAUUACUAUGAGCAAUACUAGCCUCAAUAAUUAGAACCAAAACAAGAUGUCACAGAGAGAGCAAGAUAACUUAGAGUUUCAAACAUAUUUCUUGGCUAAGAGUAACUUCCUAUGAUUACUGCUUCACAAGAAUAUCACAACAAGAAAGAAGGAGGACUGUAGCCUUCUUAUUAAUCAGCCUUCCAAACAAAGAAUUUCAAUUUAGGAACAGCACUUCCUGAAUACCAAACUAUCAAUUAAGAAUAUUAUUAGAGAUACCAAGUAACUUCAAAUCCGUUUGCUGAAGAGAAUAGAUAAAAUUUGAGGGCCACGCAUUUCACCUUAGGGAAAGACAAUCAACCUUACUCAUCUGAAACUAAGUCUCAUUAUAGACCUUACUCAGAAAAUCAUGUCAAAUUUCCAAAUAAUACAGUUGCAUUAUCAGGAAGUCAUUUUACAAUAGGAGAUCCUAGAUUUAUGAAUCACAAGACUUAAUCCUUGUAUACAAGUACAAUGAAACCUCCUGAACUAUCAUCCAGCUUUCAAGCUCGUGAUUAGUAGAUGGACAGAGGGUCCAAUUUCUAAAUUGGCAAUGAGAAUAUAAGAUAUAAAUCAGAAAUGCAAUCCAAUUUCAACAAUCCAUUAGGAUAAGCCGCUUAAUUAACAGAUAAAUAAUUGAAAGAUUUGAGAUCCUCUCAUUUUGGAUUGAAUGAUCAUAGUGGCAAGAAUACUUAUGUGACAACUAAAUAGAUGGAAGCUCUCAAUUAUUAAUAAGGAUAUCCUAAUAAAUUAGAUCCCCUUGCAAGUGCCAAUUUGAGAUCACAUCAUUUUACCUUAGGACAAAAUAGAGGUGAUUUAAUAUCAUAAACACAUGAUAUUCACAGAUAUUUGGAUGGAAAACCAAAUGUUCUAAAUUAAUAGUAAGCAAAUAACUUAAGAAGACAUCAUUUUUCAUUGUCAUGA